Molecule: messenger RNA, 828 nt
Organism: Cannabis sativa
Lineage: Eukaryota; Viridiplantae; Streptophyta; Magnoliopsida; Rosales; Cannabaceae
Exons: 2
Coding region: 126-662 (178 amino acids)
Biological process (GO): proteolysis
Molecular function (GO): cysteine-type peptidase activity
Source: RefSeq, a predicted model, not a curated record
CACCGCAAAUUGAUGCCACGGCGCACUUAUUGAGAAGAAGACGGACCCUGUACCCAGAAGUCUACACCCGAAAAGGUGUAGUUUUGGACACAUCUGCUCCACAGUUCUUUUCCAUGUUUUGAAAUAUGUGUGAGGGUGACAGGAGCAAGAUGAAAUGGGAUGAGGGCGUCAUGAGUUACGUGCAGGGGAUACCGCACAGAUACUUGCCAUGUUGGGAGAAGCAGGAGUACAUAUACUUUGUGUUGCACCUUCCCAAAGAGCGCCACUGGGUGGCAGUUGAGGUGGAUAUCGAGAACUGGGAGAUCAUUGUAUAUGAUUCUGAUAUCGGUGCCACCGUUGAGGCAGCCAUGGAGUCAUAUUUGAAGCCUUACAGCGAGCUCUUUGCAAAUCUAAUUCGAGAUAGCGGUUAUUUCCAAUACAACAAUUAUGUACAUCCGGUGGAGUUGGGCGAUCUCAGUCAGCUCCUACCCCUCCAUUAUAGACGAGCUACCUCGGAGGUUGUACCACAAACGAAGAGCAGUGGCAAUUGUGGAAUGUAUGCCAUGGAGCACAUUGAGCACUUGAUGCUGGAUCGGUCGUUGGAGCAUGUGCAUGAUGAUAACAUGCUCACCUUUAGACAUAGGUGGUGUGUGGACCUAUUUUACCAGAACUUAACGUGGUAGUUUUUUGUAGGUUUUUGCAAUGUUAAUCUUGUACACAUAAACUCCCCUUUUGUAAUUGUAUUAUAAUCUCACCAAAAUUAUGUAUAACAAGUAAAUUUAAAGCUAUUUAAAUUGUUGCUUGUAUCAAUUUAUUUCUUUUUUAAAUUUUUGAUAAAUACUGUGAAAA